This is a messenger RNA of Cryptotermes secundus, 1554 nucleotides long. RefSeq names its product phosphoglycerate mutase 2. Gene Ontology annotation, molecular function: intramolecular phosphotransferase activity. The transcript is spliced from 4 exons. The record is from RefSeq and is a predicted model, not a curated record. Gene Ontology annotation, biological process: glycolytic process. Lineage: Eukaryota; Metazoa; Arthropoda; Insecta; Blattodea; Kalotermitidae. The coding region runs from base 142 to 906 and encodes 254 amino acids.
GCACAGAAUUCUAGAACACACACGCAUGACGUGACCUUGUGUCAAAGUCAGAUCGGUCACAUAGGUCGUACGACCAGUGAAAGCGGGAGGUAGAAAGGUGUUUACCGGUGUUGUUAAAUCAAAUUGAAAUCUGAAAGUAAGAUGUCCAAAUACAAGAUUGUUAUGGUGAGACACGGAGAGAGUGAAUGGAAUAAAUUGAACCUGUUCUGCGGAUGGUUUGAUGCCGAUUUGAGUAACAAAGGUAAAGAAGAAGCUGUAUCUGCAGGAAAAGCCUUGAAAGUGGAUAAUUAUAAGUUUGAUAUAGCCCAUACUUCAGUGUUGACAAGAGCACAGAAAACAUUAGAAGCUAUUUUGAAAGAAACUGGACAAACUGAUCUGCCUGUUGAGAAAUCAUGGAGGCUAAACGAACGACACUAUGGUGGACUUACUGGAUUAAAUAAGGCUGAAACUGCUGCCAAGUAUGGAGAGGAGCAGGUUCAGAUAUGGCGACGUAGUUUUGAUGUACCACCACCUCCCAUGGAAAAGGAUCAUCCUUAUUAUGAUAAAAUUGUUAAUGAUCCAAGAUAUGCCAAGGAACCUAAACUUGAAGAAUUCCCUAUGUUUGAAUCCCUCAAGCUCACAAUACAGCGGACAUUGCCAUAUUGGAAUGACGUGAUAGUUCCCCAAAUAAAGGAAGGAAAACAGAUUUUAAUUGCUGCUCAUGGCAACAGUCUGCGAGGAAUUGUCAAACAUCUAGAUGAUCUGUCGGAUGAAGCUAUAAUGGGGUUGAAUCUUCCAACUGGUAUCCCAUUUGUAUAUGAGCUGGAUGCAGACUUAAAACCUGUUGUGUCCAUGAAGUUCCUGGGAGAUCCAGAAACAGUGAAGAAAGCAAUGGAAGCAGUGGCUGCACAGGGCAAAGUCAAGUGAAAGUAAUGACUUAAUGAAGAUAGAUGAAUAGUUGUUUUGGUGUUACAUUGUGUUCAUUUCCUGACAUUUCAGCAUUGUAAAUGUGACAGAUUACAGUUGACACAUUGAACUUGAACCAUAUUGUAAUUAUAGCGAUAUGUGUACAUAUCUAUGGAAACAUAACGUGACUGUCAGAAGAAAACAUGGGCCAAAUUGAUGUUUGAAAUUAUAUUUAAAAGUGUUACAUGUCCUGUAGAUACAUAAAUAGAGCCCAGUUCAGUGAACAGUGGACCGUUAUUUGCACCUUUAUUUCAGCCAUUAAAGACUUAACAUAUAUGCUUUUAUGGGGGGAAAUGGAUGUGAACUUUAAACUGAAGGAAAUUUUAACCAGUAGAAAUCUGUAUUUGAUAAUUCAUCUAGAACUGUAAAUAUUUAAUCCUGAGUGAUGGCAAACAGCAUUUUAAUGGUGAAAUUUCUUAAGCCCAGUUAGUAACAUAUUUUAUUUCAUUGAUACUGCCAUGAGAGUGGAACUGAAUGAGACACAUCAGCUUCUGGUCUAUACUGAUGAUUCAAGUUAUGGGUCGAGAGACAAAUACCAUAAAGAAAAACAAUGAAACUGUGUUAGAUGCUACUAACGUGGUUGAUCUAAAAGUAAACAUAGAAAGCCAA